Messenger RNA from Cylindrotheca closterium, 592 nucleotides. The record is from the annotation of a GenBank genome assembly. Lineage: Eukaryota; Bacillariophyta; Bacillariophyceae; Bacillariales; Bacillariaceae.
AUGGAAUUACUUUGCAAAACGACGGGGAUGUACCGUCGCCAGUUAAGCAACUUAAAUAAUCAACCCCAUUUUGAACUUUCUUCAAACAAACAGAAUGGAUAUGCUGGACUCGAGAUGACCUCCAAGAUGGCAACCGUUCAAAAGAACAAAGAAGGAUUCACUCCAAGACAAGUCAAGGCUGCGAUGGAGGCGAGAAGUGCAAUGCACAUACUCAAUGCUCCAAACACCAAAAGUCUGAAGUAUGCGAUCCGAUCUGGUCUCAUCAAGAACUGUCCUAUCACCAAAGAAGCGAUCAAUCAUGCCGAAGCAAUCUUUGGACCUGACGCCUCUACAUUGAAAGGCAGGUCAACAAGACCAACUCCGAAGAAGACGUACGACGACUUCUUCAGUCCACCAGAGGAAUUAUAUCAGCACAAUCGAUCUAUUACCGUCUGUAUUGAUCACAUGGAGAUCGAGAAUGCUAAAUUUCUCACCUGCAUUGAUACCACUGUGCGUUAUCGCUCAUGUAUUCCUGUGCAGAACCUGAAGACUGACCCUGUAUUUGAAGCAUUGGAUAAGAUAUUCCGCCGCUACAACAAGGCAGGCUUUCAAG